AUGGGAUCCAACGUGGAGCUGGUAUGGCCAGAGGCAGAGGUAUAUUCGUCACGGGUGAACAACUGCUCACAUGCAAAUUCAUCUCUAGCUGCAAUUCGAGCGAAGUUGAGUGCGGAACAAUUAGAACAAUUCAAGACAUCAUGCUUUGGCCAUCUUCUGAAUAUAGAUAAGAUUCAGUUUAGCGGACAGAUUGUGCAUGGGGUUGUGUUGCGUAGAGUAGCGGGGCAGGGUGUGAAAGACUUGGAUGGACUGAGUUUCUUAUUAGGGUGUGACGUUGCUCAGUUCACUCGUCAGGAUUUCUGUUUGAUCACAGGGCUUCGUUUUGGGGAAGUGCCUGAAGUUUCCAGUGGAGAGAGUAAUGAAAUCAGACUUCAGAAAAGAUAUUUUAUAGACGAAGGAAUUAUAUGCAAUGCUUUAGAAGAAGCAUUUGUGAGGUGCACAGAGGAAGAUGACAUCUACAAGCUAGCUCUUGUUUACUUUGCUGAGUUAGUGGUUUUGGGAAGGGACAAACAUUUGAACAUCAAUCUAAAUUACCUGACCCUUGUAGAGGACUUGGAUGCGUUCAACAGGUAUCCGUGGGGUUCGGUGUCCUUUGACAAAACCCAAGACAGUCUAUUUUCUGCACCAACAAAGUAUGUGAAAAGCUUGGAAAAUGAAGAGGGAAGAGGGAAGGGGAAAAGUAAGGUAACGGGAACAAGCCGGAGAAAUGAGAAGGGCAAGAAGGAUAAGCAUGGUGAAGCGCAAAGGAGUGGCUGGAGUUUUAAAGGUUUCACGUAUGCUUUCCAGAUUUGGGUAUAUGAAUUAAUUCCUAGAAUGGCGGACCUGAAUUACUGCAAGGUUGUUGAUCCGACCGCUGUCCCGCGUAUUUUGCGAUGGAGAACUACUACGUCUGUUCCAGAGAUGAGAAAGUUGAACAAUUAUUUUUUCCAGAGCAAAGAGUCAGUUCAGUUGCGGGCGCUAUGUCCAAGUGAAGAGGAAAUGAGACAGCCAUAUUGGAGUUGGCCACAGGAUCGCCCUGCUGUUGUCUCGGCAGAGUCAAUUCCUUCUUCAUGUGGUGAUCUUGAUGAGUUGAACAAGGUGGUCCUCAGUUUGAGCAGGAAGUAA
Molecule: messenger RNA, 1104 nt
Organism: Prunus persica (peach)
Lineage: Eukaryota; Viridiplantae; Streptophyta; Magnoliopsida; Rosales; Rosaceae
Exons: 4
Coding region: 1-1104 (367 amino acids)
Source: RefSeq, a predicted model, not a curated record